Messenger RNA from Pelecanus crispus (Dalmatian pelican), 1177 nucleotides. The record is from RefSeq and is a predicted model, not a curated record. Lineage: Eukaryota; Metazoa; Chordata; Aves; Pelecaniformes; Pelecanidae.
UGCUUGCAGGGUGUCUUUUAUGAAUAAUCAAAAGCCGCAGAAGCCGACGCUAUCAGGCCAGCGUUUUAAAACUAGAAAAAGAGAUGAAAAAGAGAGGUUUGACCCUACUCAGUUCCAGGACUGUAUUAUUCAAGGUUUAACCGAAACUGGCACUGACUUGGAGGCAGUAGCAAAGUUUCUUGAUGCUUCUGGUGCAAAACUUGACUAUCGCCGCUAUGCAGAAACGCUUUUUGACAUCCUGGUGGCUGGUGGAAUGCUGGCCCCAGGUGGUACCCUGGCAGAUGACAUGACACGCACAAACGUCUGUGUAUUUGCAGCACAGGAAGACCUAGAAACCAUGCAAGCAUUUGCUCAGGUUUUUAACAAGCUAAUCAGGCGUUACAAGUACCUGGAGAAAGGCUUUGAAGAUGAAGUCAAAAAGUUGCUGCUGUUCCUGAAAGGGUUCUCAGAGUCUGAGCGGAACAAACUGGCCAUGUUGACGGGUAUUCUGCUAGCCAACGGGACACUUAAUGCAUCGAUUCUCAACAGUCUUUACAAUGAGAACUUGGUUAAAGAAGGUGUUUCUGCAGCUUUUGCAGUCAAGCUGUUCAAAUCAUGGAUAAAUGAGAAAGAUAUUAAUGCAGUGGCUGUCAGCCUUCGUAAAGUAAACAUGGAUAACAGGCUGAUGGAACUCUUCCCAGCCAACAAACAAAGUGUUGAACACUUUUCUAAGUACUUCACUGAAGCAGGACUAAAAGAACUUUCCGAGUACGUUCGGAACCAGCAAACCAUAGGAGCUCGGAAAGAGCUGCAGAAAGAACUUCAGGAGCAGAUGUCACGGGGAGAUCCAUUCAAGGAUAUAAUCUUGUACGUGAAGGAGGAGAUGAAGAAAAACAACAUCUCGGAACAGACUGUGGUAGCCAUAAUCUGGUCAAGUGUAAUGAGCACGGUGGAAUGGAACAAAAAGGAGGAGCUGGUAGCAGAGAAAGCCAUUAAGCACUUGAAGCAAUACAGCCCUCUACUUGCUGCCUUUACUACCCAAGGUCAGUCAGAGCUGACUCUUCUGUUGAAGAUUCAGGAGUAUUGUUAUGACAACAUUCACUUCAUGAAGGCCUUCCAGAAAAUAGUGGUGCUCUUCUAUAAAGCUGAAGUUCUGAGUGAAGAACCCAUCCUGAAAUGGUAUAAAGAUGCACAUCUU